AAUAAAGGUUAUGCAAUAUGCUUAUCUGAACAGACCCAAGUUCGCUAAUUCUUUCUCUUGUAUUUAGGCAAGCCUAUAUGUCUCAAUAUGUCCUUUUCACCCUGCGGGAGCAUGCUACGAGUCGCCAAAGUCGAGGCAGUGUUCGAGGUUAGAGGAGAGACCGGAGCAGUAGAUUGCUCAGGUUGCGAAAAAGAAGGUUCGCCGCAAAGCCAACAGUUGUUAAGAUUAAAGCUACAUAUCAUGGCUUUUAAUCUCUCCAAGUCCAGACCAACUAAAGCGCAGCCAAAAUUAGUUGGUUCAGCAACUCUCGAUAUUGGCUCUUCAGUACGGCCGCUUGUGCACCAUCUCCCUUUUGCUUUUACAUGGAGGCCAGAACACUUGUAUGUCACUAUCAGCAGUUCCAGGCUGCGUGUCUACCGUGUUGAUUUAAACCUGGCCAUGGCCCGGAACACUGAUGUCUGUCCCUCUAAGCGCACUUGGGAUGGGACAGUUAUCGGCCCCGUGAAAGACGAAAAGCGUUGUGCAAUAGCGACGCCAACAGAAACCAUCUUUCUGCCAAGAUCGGCCAGAAUCAGCACCGUGCAAUACCUGCCGCCGAAUCCCAAUGGUUUUGGAAAUAAAUCUGUAGUUGUCGUCAGCCCACGAAACGGAACAUGUGCACGGCCAGGAUUUUGUAUAUACCUCACCGAACAAGACUUGGGGGAGUGGAUAGACCCAGCCGAGAAAUCAGAGGAGGAGCCUCGCCUACUUCCUGGACAACAACGACUUAGCAGUAUGUACGAGGAGUUCAACACGGAAAAGGACUGCGACGUCAUUCCAUGUGACUACUAGUAGAUAGGUAUUGGAGAUGAAUCAAUUAGAUUUGACUUUUAUGAAAAUUUCAGAGCUUGAGGCAGGAGCAGAUGUCUUGCGAUUGCUACUGUGGAACACAUUGCUAAAUUGUUU
Molecule: messenger RNA, 945 nt
Organism: Trichoderma harzianum CBS 226.95
Lineage: Eukaryota; Fungi; Ascomycota; Sordariomycetes; Hypocreales; Hypocreaceae
Exons: 1
Coding region: 88-831 (247 amino acids)
Source: RefSeq, a predicted model, not a curated record